Molecule: messenger RNA, 1548 nt
Organism: Mesorhabditis belari
Lineage: Eukaryota; Metazoa; Nematoda; Chromadorea; Rhabditida; Rhabditidae
Source: the annotation of a GenBank genome assembly
AUGGAAGAAGAGGAGGAAAUUAAAGAUUCAAUGCUGAAAACAACAUACACGAGACAGCUCUACUACACUGUGCAACCUGGUACCGAUUUCAAAGAAAUGAAAGACACACCAACAUUGGAUGGCGAUGUUACCGACAGGCAGGCGAAAUCAAUGCUUCUCACUGGUCCACAAGAUCCUCUUCCAAAUUUGGUCGUAAAAAGGGAUGUCGGAGACCUUUUUCAAGAUCUCAGUCAGCCAGUUAAUGGAAAUGCCGAAGAAUUCACAGCAAGCCAGAGAUCAUUGUUGGGCGCCUUUGAUGGAGUGUCAGAUUUAUCGAAUGAUGCAGCUAUCAUACUUUCUGAGGAACAUCUCUUCACUCGGCGCACUCGUUCUUCUACGCGUUUGCAACAUGCAAUAAAAAGCGAACCGAUUAUUAGCCAAAUUCAAGUUGAAAACCAAUAUUAUGUGAAAGAUGGUGGACAAUUUAUUCAAGAAGAAGUGUUUUUCCAAGAUGCCGACCCUUACGGGAUGAACGCAUGGCCUCAUUUUUAUGUCGGAAUUCCAGAACAGAAGAAAACGUCGAAGAAUGUCGACUAUUUGGUCCUCGAGAAGACACUUUUCACGAAAAUCGACGUGGACGUGCCGUUUGAGUUGACAUACCCACAGGAGUAUGCUAACCACAACACAAUGUUACGAAUUUUUGUUCAAUACGAUGAGCCAACUAUGAAAGGACAGCCUGUUGAACGCUGUCCAAAUCACGUUAAUAAAGAUCACUCGGAUUAUCGCAAAAAUCAUUUUGUGCAAACCGAGGAUCGUAGUGGGCUGGAGUAUGGGGAUGGCGCACUCAUGUAUGAUUUGCGCAUGCCUCUCACGGAUAAUAUCAAUCUCAAGUUUAAAUGCUGGACCUCUUGCAGUAUCAUCAAGCGUCGACCCAUUUCACUUGUAUUUGAGAUUUCUGGUCCCAAUCUUCCGUCUUUGACGUAUUUUUUUUGUCUUCGCUCGUGUGCCAAUCCGUCGCGAGAUGCUCAAAAAGAAAUCAAGGAAAAAGCUGCUUUGGAUCCUCAGCCUGGAACUUCAACUGUGGAGAAACGACACUCUAAACAACCAGAUCCAACUCCUUCGCCUACAAGCGGAGAAUCCAAGUUUCGCAAACGAUCCGCAAAACUCGAAUGUAAUGUGCCCAUUAAGAGAUCCGAAUCAGAAGAUGGCGUUCAUACAAUUAUGGUAUAUGGUCGAAGCAAAUACUAUAAGGUGCUUGAAUUUAUCGAAAGCCUCGAGAAAACCGAGAGAUACAACGCAAAUAAGUUCGGAGAACCAAAUCUUUUCAACGAUUUGACUCAAAUCACCUAUGAUACUCGUGUGCAAAGUUGGCUCGAUGGAAUUGCAUUGGGACGUUUUGCCGAGAAUUUGCAAGAAGCUGGCAUUCGCACCAUGGGAGAUUUGUGUGAAACCUUCACGCCAGAUUUAUUUGAAAAAGCUGGAAUCUCCAAGGAAACGGCGGGCUAUCUCAACAAGGUUUUUCUUAACUGGAGGAAUGUCUACGAAAAUCAUUCGCAUGAUGAUCAAAAG